GUUAGUACGUUUUUUCUAAUUUUUAAUGCCUGGUGAGGCAAAUAACACGCCUCAAUCCGGACGGAGACCCCGACUCGGAUUGAGUAGGCGUGGUUGCCAGUCAACGCCCUUAAUAAGACUUCAGAGAGACGAUUCCGCUGCAAAUACACCAAAAUGUAGUGAACAGGAGACUCCGCGGGCACCGCCUUUAUCGCUGAGCUCUCGCAGGAUAGGAUUGUCCAAAAGCAGGACAGGCUUGUCCAAGAAGAAGCUAGAGUUUGCUGCGGCCCACGGAAUUAAGGACGAGGAACGGGAAAUAGUGAAGAAAACAGCAAAAAAGGAUAAAAAGGAAAGGAAUGAUGCUCAAGAGGCUCUUGAUGCGCCAGAGGAGAUACAGGAGCACGGCAACCAGAAGAACCAGCUUGAAAACAGUCCACAGAGCAGUAAAAUCGUUGAGCUACAGGGCGAUAUAGAAAUCUGGCGGCAGGGAUUCAAAGCUUCUGUGGGUGACCUACUAACUAUGGCGGAGCCAGGACUCUCAAGAAGCGAUCUCCUUACUCGGCUGGGCAUUCCCCACGAGAUGCUACGCUAUCUGGAGGAGGAGUGUCCAUAGUUAAACAUAGCUUUAAGAUUUAACAUUAAGAAACUCUAUAUUCCCAUUGCAACAAAGAGGAAACUAAAAGUU
This is a messenger RNA of Drosophila melanogaster (fruit fly), 664 nucleotides long. RefSeq lists its product as uncharacterized. The record is from RefSeq and is marked reviewed. Lineage: Eukaryota; Metazoa; Arthropoda; Insecta; Diptera; Drosophilidae. The transcript has a single exon. The coding region runs from base 26 to 592 and encodes 188 amino acids.